Molecule: messenger RNA, 2411 nt
Organism: Schistocerca serialis cubense
Lineage: Eukaryota; Metazoa; Arthropoda; Insecta; Orthoptera; Acrididae
Product: luciferin sulfotransferase-like
Exons: 7
Coding region: 144-1115 (323 amino acids)
Biological process (GO): sulfation
Cellular component (GO): cytoplasm
Molecular function (GO): sulfotransferase activity
Source: RefSeq, a predicted model, not a curated record
CUCGGCCAAGGGAAUCUCUGAGCUGGCCCCCUCUCCCACGUGUACAUAUAUCCGUGCGUAUGCUGCUCAGUCUCAUAAACCGGUCCCCACUCAGUGUCCAACUUUCCAGCGCGAGACACAUGCACUAGUAGAAGGCUAAGACGAUGUCGGUGACGGGCGAGCCGUUGAAACACCCCCUGGCGGAGCGUCUGAGUGCCGGGUUCGGCCACCGCUAUCGGGAGGGCUUCGUGGUGACGCAGCCCGGUGGCAUCGUGAUGGCCGCAGAGUUCCUGCUGGAUGCACAGCGCAUACUAGACUUCCCAGUCAAGGAGGACGACGUCUGGCUGGUCACCUUCCCCAAGUCCGGUACCACCUGGACACAGGAGUUGGUCUGGUUACUGAUGAACGAGUUGGACUUCAAAACAGCGAAAGAGAGCUGCAUCACCGAACGGUUCCGGUAUAUCGAGCGCAUGUGUACGCUGCCCAAGGCGACCAGACGGGGGGCCCCGGACACAAUCCAGCUGGCCGUGGACCAACCAUCCCCCAGACUCAUCAAGAGCCACCUGCCGCCGGCACUGCUGCCUAGGCAGCUGUGGACCGUCAAGCCCAAGAUCAUAUACGUUGCCAGAAGUCCUACGGACGCCGCCACCUCCUAUUACUACUUCAAUCGUCUCGUUCACGGAAUUAGUCUCUCACUGGAUGAGUUCCUCGAGUGUUUCCUCGCGGAUGUUGUGCAAUUCACUCCCUACUGGACAAGCGUUCUGGAAUUUUGGAACCUGCGGAAUGAGCCCAAUAUUUUGUGGAACACCUACGAAGAAAUGAAACAGGACUUGGGAGCAGUCAUCCGCAAGACAGCCGCAUUCCUGGGCAAGAGUGUGACAGACGAACAGUUGCACCAACUGGAGGGCCACCUGAGCUUCACCAGCAUGAGGGCUAAUCGGGCCACCAACUGCAGCGACGUGAUGCUCAGUUUGAGGACCAGUAUCGGUCUACCGCCGCCACCCUCCGAUCAGACCUUCAUGCGAGAGGGCAAAGUAGGCCAGGCCAAGCUGCACAUGUCCCCAGAAAUGAACUGUCGCUUCGACCAGUGGAUUCAGGAAAACAUUCGUGGCACUGGGUAUGAUGGCCCCGUCUAAGACCAGCUACUGUUAUCAGUGCAUCAGAGAGAUCAUAUUCAGCACUGGAUGUAAUGACGACAUCUGAGAUCUGUCACUGCUAGUGGGGGAUCAACGAAACAUAUAUUCGAAGCCCAUCUGAGACCAACUAUCGUUACCAGGCAACAUAUGAGAAGCCAGAGAUUAUGGCCCCAUUUGAAAUCUGAUAACAUUACAGGUUGAUCAGUGACGACAUAUGGAGCACCGAACUCGAUGAUCACAUCUCAGACUUGUCACUUACCAGCAUCUCAAAGAGAACACACAGAUAUUACCUCUCACAACAAAAUUUCAACUGAAUUCCACUUGCACACAAGUAAUCUAUUUUUUCUUCAAAUUUACAGUCAGUCUGACUCUCUCAGUUAUACCCUCAUUGCAAAACCGUCUCUUCUCUUUCCUUCUUUCCCAGUUCCUUUCUCCUUCAUACUAUUGCCCCAUCCAUCCCCCAGUCCCCUUCAAUUGCUGUCUCCUACCUCCCUACCCCAUAUAUUCUGGUUUCCAUAUCACAUUCCACCUGACCCCUCUGUUUAUAGUUACGCCUCAGAACGCUAAAGAACUGUAUCCUUCCCCACUGUAGGUCCUUCAACUCUGAAUGAAUGUAUUGCACUGCUUCACAAGAUAUCUCUCCUUUUUAUCUUACUCGAUGAUUUAUUUCCUUCGAUGAAAACAACAGGUUUUUAUAUAUCGUCAAUGUAUAUCACAUUCCAAAUAAUUCUAAGACCGCAUGUAAGUAUUUAAUCUCCUUAACUGUAUCACUAGCUGUAAUUUAAACCCAUUAGGACGAGGAGAGAAAAAUCUGUACCACUGGCAGUACAUUCUCCACUAAUGAGGAGCGACAGAGACGAAAUAACACUUCAGUAAAAAUAAUACGUAUUUGUUUCUCAUACCUUUUUUUGUUCCUAGGACACCUACAGAUCUGAUACAUCAACCGGCAAACUGAAUAUCACACAGUAAGCACUGAGCCAUAUAUAAUGUUGCACUAAUGCACACACAUCUAAUAUCCCACAACCUAUGCCUUAGCUCUACUCUCCAGCUGUAGCUUCAACUAACUACCACUUUAAACCCAUGAAAAUUGUUCUUAUAUAAUUCGGUUGUACCAAAUACAGCCUUCAACACUGUACCCCAACGUUAUUAUAACAUGAUAAUGGACGACAUUACAUAGUAAUAUGUACAGCAACAUCACACACAAACACACACACACACACACACACACACACACACACACACCAACAUAUAUAUAUAUAUAUAUAUAUAUAUAUAUAUAUAUAUAUAUAUUCUAGU